UUAAGUCUCGUAAAUAUGUUGUUUAUUAUUGAUUAACAUAACCUCAAAUUUGUCUUAAUUCGGUUCUUACACGGUGCAUUAAUUAUAAUUCGCUACAACUACUAGAUCAAAUAAAUAUAUCAUGAAACAGAUUUUAAUAAUUACGUAUUCGUAGUGAACUUUAUUUCGUACCACUGGCUUUUAUUUCAGUGAUUUGUACAUGUUGAAAAUAUGUUAAUAACUAUCUCAAUUUUAAACAAAAUAAUAUUGUUACUUUAAAACUCGUCUGUUUUAUGUUAUAGGUACUAUACACUUUUUCUGUUUGAUAUUAAAAUGUAACAGAGCAUGUAAUUUCAUAUUAAAUUAUGGUUUUGAUAUUGUAUGGUACAUAAUAUGCAAUAAUAUGUGUUAUGAUUCCUCUAUUUCUGUAUUAUUCCAAACACAGGAACAAAUAAUUAUGAGCUACUUUACAAUAUUACGUUGCAAACAGUCCGUAACCUUAAAUAAGUAUUUGCUAGAGAAGUGUUUGAGACAAUAUUUAAUGUGUAAUGCAAGUUUAUACUCCACUGGAAUUAAUAAUAAUCAUCAUAAAAAUGACACUGCUAAAAAAGAACGUAUCGCUAGGAGAAGAGCGUUAAGGUUACAAAUUGUUCAAGAUAUUAAACAAACUAAACGGAAAGUGGAAGAGAUUAUCGAAAAGGAAAAUAUUUGGACGAUACCAAACUUUCUUUGUAUGGGUAGAAUUGUAACAUCGCCUUAUUUAAGUUACUUGAUUUUAUCACAGGAUUACCAGGUGGCGCUGUGGUUAUUAAUAAUUGCAGGAUUCAGUGAUUUAGCUGAUGGGUGGAUCGCGCGUACAUGGACAUCCCAAGCAUCUAAGCUUGGUAGUUUUUUAGACCCAGUUGCAGAUAAAUUACUCGUAGGUACGUUGUUCCUCUCUCUAGCCUGGGUGGGUUUGGUUCCUAUUCCUCUCGCGUGUCUUGUAAUCGCGAGGGACGUUGCAUUGGUUUCUGCUGCUUCUUAUAUUAGAUAUCAAUCUCUACCACCACCGAAAACUUUGGCUAGGUAUUUUGAUGCUACACACGCGACAGUACAGUUAGCCCCAACAUAUAUAAGCAAAAUUAAUACAGUUGUUCAGUUGUCUUUUGUCACUGGGACAUUGGCUGCUCCUAUAUUUCAUUUCGUAAAUCACCCAAUUUUAGAAGGUCUGUGUUAUGUAACAGCAUUAACAACAUUAGCAGGAGGCAUAAGCUAUUUGAUAUCAAAAAAUACAUAUAAAUUCUUAAGAAAAAAGACACCAACCAAAUCAUCUCGCUAGAUGUAAUUGUAUGUACAUUAUUAAUAAAUGAGGAAAACACAUCAGUGACACUAUUUUUAAGUUUAUUACUAGCUUUGUAAAAGAAAUUUCCUAUAAAUAUCUAUGGCAUAUAAGGAGGUAUCGUAUCAUUCUAGUUC
Molecule: messenger RNA, 1434 nt
Organism: Hylaeus volcanicus
Lineage: Eukaryota; Metazoa; Arthropoda; Insecta; Hymenoptera; Colletidae
Gene: CLS
Product: probable cardiolipin synthase (CMP-forming)
Exons: 3
Coding region: 383-1297 (304 amino acids)
Biological process (GO): cardiolipin biosynthetic process
Cellular component (GO): mitochondrion; membrane
Molecular function (GO): cardiolipin synthase activity
Source: RefSeq, a predicted model, not a curated record